Neurospora tetrasperma FGSC 2508 is the source of this 1239-nucleotide messenger RNA. RefSeq lists its product as uncharacterized. The transcript is spliced from 6 exons. NCBI's taxonomy places the organism in Eukaryota, Fungi, Ascomycota, Sordariomycetes, Sordariales, Sordariaceae. Bases 1 to 1239 code for a protein of 412 amino acids. The record is from RefSeq and is a predicted model, not a curated record. Gene Ontology annotation, molecular function: nucleic acid binding.
AUGAGUAACCAGAACAGCCGCUCCCAGGCUGGCUCUCCGUCCAAUGAGGGCGCCCGAGCCCGGAGGGAAUUUCGGCCCAUGGACGCGAUCCUUGUUGACCGUGCUCCUCUAACUGAGGAGGAGAAGGAAGCGCGGAAAGCCCGUGGCUUUUCGGAAAACUAUAUGGGGGAUUAUAACAAUGAGAGAAACAAGUCCGCGGACAUCCCGGACGACCAAAAUUGUUCCCUGUACAUUACAGGGCUUCCACUCAACGUCACAGUGCGGGAUAUCUUCGACGACAUCCGCGACAUCGGCAAAGUGUACUCGCUGCACAUCUCACCGAGGAGUGACAGUCACUCGAAGGCUGCUGCUGCCGUUGUUUUCUUUACUCGAGCCGCUGCGGAGCGGUUCUACAACCGUUUCAAGACAAGAGACAAUCCGACUGUCCGCUGGGGCGGUGCGGUCGCCAACCCAGGCCGCAUCCUGGGUCGAAUGCCUGUGAAUGUAGUCUGGAACCAGGUAAAGGCCGCACCCUUUACUGAGCGAGAUCACGUUACCAGGGUCAUACAAGUUGAGGGCCCUUCCGACAUUGUGAAUGAGAAAUUUCUCCUAUCGUAUUUUCGGACCAAGUGCCGAUUCGAUAUGGAGGAUAUCUCAGUCCUUUGGGAAGGCUUCUGCGACGUACCUGUGAGCGGAGGACAACCUCCCGCUCCCUCAGCUGCUUCCGUUCACGCCGAGCCACCUGCUCAGGCCCCGGCGAGACGCCAGGGUCGAGCUCUCGCAUCGACUAACUGGCGUGAGCGUGCUCACCCAGUCACUGCUGAGCCUGAGGCAGAACCUCAGGAAAAUGCUGCUGUUCCCACCACUCGCACACACAGCAGAAUUAUGGAGUUCCGGUUCGGGACCGUCAAGGGCCAGGCACUGGCCUGUAGGAUGGCCUUGGACUGGGAGUUCAAGGAGAGAGGGGUCAUGUGCCGUUAUGCUAGUGCUGGCUGCUCGAGGUUUACGGAAAAUCGGAGUCCAUGGAUAUCGAUCCUUCCUCCAGCGCCGGUGUUGGUCUCAAUACUUGAUGUGAGGUUGUUAGCGCUUUUCGCUUUGCUGAUGUUACUCCCGUCCGGCUAUGCGGGGGUGACCAGGUGCGAAAAUUCGGUAAGUGGGAGCGGGAUGGAUUCGCUUGCUUGCUUCUUCUUCUGGUGGUGGUGGUGGUGGUGCCGUGAUGACGGCGUCGUCGAGUUCUUGGUACCAAAGGGGGGUCUGUAG